Symbiodinium sp. CCMP2456 is the source of this 1176-nucleotide messenger RNA. NCBI's taxonomy places the organism in Eukaryota, Dinophyceae, Suessiales, Symbiodiniaceae. The record is from the annotation of a GenBank genome assembly.
AUGGAGUCUCACCCAACCGAAGGAGAUCCGACAAAGAAGAUGGAGGACGCGAAGUCCUUCUUGCUUCGACUUCGCGGGACGAGCCUGCAACAGGCUUGCACCGACUGUGCCCGCGAGCUCGACGAGGCCGCGGAUUUCGAGACAAAGUUUUUGGUCCUCGACACCUGGAUCCGCACUUUCGAUGGAGAGCCUUUGCCCGGAGGCUCUCUGCAUCCGGCUAAAGACGAUCCACCGAAGGCAUCAGAAAGUCACAUGGAAAAGGAAGGAAGGGAAGGAAAGGAAGCAAAGGAAGGAAAAGAAGGACUGGACGGAAAGGAGCGAAAGGAACGAAAGGAACGAAAGGAAGGAAAGGAACGAAAGGAAGGAAAGGAACGAACGGAAGGAAAGGAACGAAAGGAAGGAAAGGAACGAAAGGAAGGAGAGGAACGAAAGGAAGCAAAGGACACGAAGGAUAGUAAACAAGAGGGAGCAGAAGACGACCAGUUGGAAAAUGAGGCAUCGGAGGGUCCAAAGGAGACUCCGAAGGAGGUGCCUCGCUUCGCCAAAUACAAGCGGCUGAAGGAGGCGUUAGCUCUCUUUGCUGAACGGUUUGGCAAGGAUCCGUUUGCAUCAGUUGUGCCAGCAUGGCUGAAAGCGGCGGGUGAGCUAGCAGAUGAAAGCUCUCCGGCUGCUCUACUUCCUGCACCACCUCAGCCCAAGGUUGCAAGGCCUUGUCGCAUCCGACGUGAGCCAGUUUCAGAGGUCACAGAUGACAAAGUGUCUCCCAAAGCAGGAGAAACGUCUGAGGCCGUCGAGAUUCCGUCGGACAAGGUCGUGAAGCUCUCGGCCUCCACGGUGUAUUGCUUGCUUGCCAAUGCGGCCUUGCUAAAUGUGCGAGGCUUCGUUGAUUUGCAGAAGCUGUACCUGUCCUCGGCAAAGGCUGCGCCACAGAAAAUCUUGUGCCUUCUUGCCUAUUUCUAUGGUGGCUCGGAGGCGCAAGAUUCCCUUCGGACCAUGGUGGCUGUCGGUUGUGGUUCUUUCUCUAUUGCAAGUGCGUGUAAGUCAAGGCGGCAUGUGACCGCGAAGUCGUCUUCGAAAAAGCCAUAUCCUCCCGAGAAUCCAUUCGGAGAUAUCUUCCAGAUCCUACCAGUGCUGAUCCAAGAUUUCCAGUCUAUCAGUUGUAUGCAGUACGUGUAG